This is a messenger RNA of Pestalotiopsis fici W106-1, 1992 nucleotides long. RefSeq lists its product as uncharacterized. Lineage: Eukaryota; Fungi; Ascomycota; Sordariomycetes; Amphisphaeriales; Sporocadaceae. Gene Ontology annotation, cellular component: nucleus. Gene Ontology annotation, molecular function: sequence-specific DNA binding; zinc ion binding; DNA-binding transcription factor activity, RNA polymerase II-specific. The transcript has 5 exons. Bases 1 to 1992 code for a protein of 663 amino acids. Gene Ontology annotation, biological process: DNA-templated transcription; positive regulation of transcription by RNA polymerase II. The record is from RefSeq and is a predicted model, not a curated record.
AUGUUGCAGAAAGCUGCUUUGCGUUCUGCAAAUCUACAGCAGGGUGAGUUGAAGAGUAAGCCGACAGCAUGUGCGAAAUGCCAUGCACGCAAGGUCAAGUGCUCAGGUGGUCAGCCAUGUUCGAAUUGCAUGCAGUCCGGGUGUGAGAAUGAGUGCACAUAUCCCAAGCGAGAUCGCCAACUUCGAGUCAGCCAAAACUAUCUCGAAGAACUGCUCGCCGAGAACGAAAGACUCCGCCGCCUCGACCGGAACGCCCAGCCGUCGAAAAGCGGAUCAACUUCCCCAAGCGCCGCCCGCGCCACCCCGGCGAACGCGGACGACAAUGAUGGGCCGACCAGGAACCCUCUUUUUGGAGACCGCCCGUGGUUCCAUGAUACGCCCGGAGCGCCGAUUUUGAUCGGUGAAGCUGCGGAUGCUGCUUUUGCCACUCGCUUCAGCCAAGCCUUGUCGGACAAUUCGUUCCCGCACAUCCAGAGAAUCUCUUUUCCUACCGAUAAUGCCUUGCUUGGCCUGGGCGUCUCUGCGUGUCCGCCGCCCUCCCGUGGUAAAGCACGGUUCCUGAUGAAGGCCGCCCUCCGCAUCGUCUCUCGGCAUUAUCAUGUAGUACUGAAGAGUGUCGUCCUAGGGCACCUUGAAAAGUUUCUCCACCAUCCUUCGAGUUUGGAUCUGCUCUUGAGUUCAAAGAUUUGGGCUCUGCUGGCAUUGGGUGAAGUAUACACGGCUCGGUCGGGCACUCUGGACAACUUUCCCGGGCUGCAGUACUUUGCGCAGGCUAGUAGAGCCCUCCAGGUCGUCCAGGAGCGGCCAAGCCUCGAUUCGAUAGAGGUUUUACUUCUGCUGUCUCUCUAUAAUCUAGUUUGCAAUCGGCGCCAUUCAGCAUACUGCCUCGCAGGCUCAGCCGUUCGCCAGGGCGUCAUAAUGGGUAUAUACCUAAACGUCCCCGAAUCACAGCUAGCCGAUCGAGUUAUGCGGGAACACAGAAACCGAGUAUGGUGGACAGCAUACGAGUUUGACAGGCUUCUUGCCGUACGACUCAGCCAGCCGUUCUCCAUCCAAGAUGACGAAAUCCAGGUCGACCUUCCAGCUGACUUUGACCUACCCAACACGGCUCAAGGUGAUUUUGCACCUGCAGGCGACCUCGUGAAUAGAAUCAAACUGAUGAAGUUGACCUCGCAAAUCACUAAACUCUUGUACGGCAGGAAGGCCGAGAACGAGUCUUUUUUGCAUCGUGUUCAGCAAGCCUUGAAAGACCUCCAGGACUGGUUCCAAAGCGUGAAAGGUACUUUGAACGACGACGAGCAGCACUUAUCGAGGGCAGCAGCCGGGCCUAAACGCUCAUUACUUUUGUCCUUUAACCAGUGUAUGAUUGUGGCCACUCGACCAAUCGCCCUUUACAUGCUUCGCGCGCAGCAAAACCGAUGGUCAUCAGACGUGGCGCAGCCAAGCCCAGAAAUACCCGACAACGUCCAGGCUCUGACAGAAGCAUGCACGCAGUGUGCGCGGCAUUCGUACUCUUUGCUCGCCGAGUCGUGGGUGGACGGGUCAUUCCUCACCAUGGACUACUUUGACACAUUAUACCUCUUCUCGGCAGCAACCAUCUUGGCCGUAUCGAGCAUGCUCAAUACACCAGGAUCAUCCAAGGACCGCGAUGACUUUGAGUUUUCUCUACAACUGCUACUGAAGCUCAAGAGCAACGGCAAUUGUGCGGCCGUGGAGUUUUCCCAGCACCUCGAGUCAAUGAAGACCUGGAUGGCGAGACAGAUGCCCGCACAAAGCGACGUUGGCAGCGGCCUAGAUAUCGCUGUCACGGGUCUCGGUGAUGCUGGCAUGGGCUUCUCGUCUGGGAGCACGCCGUAUAACAUGACGGCCGGCAUGGCGCUGGCGGAACCGUCAAUGCAAGCUUUCCUUGCGCAGAGCGAUCCUAAUUUUCAGCAAAUCGACCUGUCGAUCCUGCAGCACGAACCAGAAGGUUUCUACUGGCCCGAGGGGUAA